This is a messenger RNA of Aricia agestis (brown argus), 1249 nucleotides long. RefSeq lists its product as uncharacterized. Gene Ontology annotation, molecular function: olfactory receptor activity; odorant binding. The transcript is spliced from 5 exons. Bases 50 to 1249 code for a protein of 399 amino acids. Gene Ontology annotation, cellular component: plasma membrane. The record is from RefSeq and is a predicted model, not a curated record. Gene Ontology annotation, biological process: detection of chemical stimulus involved in sensory perception of smell; sensory perception of smell. NCBI's taxonomy places the organism in Eukaryota, Metazoa, Arthropoda, Insecta, Lepidoptera, Lycaenidae.
GCGUAGUAAUAUUUUGCAAUAAAUUUAAUUUGUAAUCGCCUGCAAUGCUAUGGUAGACAAAAUGCCUACCAAGUCACGAAAGUUCGACGAUCUCUUUAAGAUCAUCAGGAAAUCAGCCCAAAUAAUCGGAACGCACCCAAAAUGUGAACGCAACAAGAUCUGGAAAGCGAAGGUAGUCAUAGGGAACGUGUUCGUAUUUCUGAGCUUCAUGUUCAUUCUGAAUUCCGUGGUCGUCCACGAUUUUCCCGCCAAGAACUACGACGAAGUAAUCAAGAACGGGAUAAUGCUCACCGUGGCGCUCAUGACUUUCACAAAGUAUAACAUCCUCAUCUAUCACCGGAAAUCGUUCGGCGAGUUGAUAGAUACCAUGGAUCAGGACGUCAUCGACGCCGAAAAUUUCCCGCCCGACGAGAAGGAGAUCGUAGACGCUUACAUACAAAAGAAAAUCGGCGUGAGCCGGCUGUGGUUCGUCUGCGCGACGAUCACCUGCUCGGCCUUCCCCGUCAAAUCCUUCACGCUCAUGUUCUACUACGCGAUAAGGAAAAACUUUAAAUUCAUUCCAAUUUUUGACUUCCAUUUGCCUACGAUCCUCAACAACUCGAAAGGGACUCCCUCCGUAUUUGCGCUCAUGCAGAGCGUAGAAAUCGGUUUCGAUACCUGUGCUCUUAUAUCUUGUCUCGGCUUCGAUGCCCUCGCGCCGAUCUUUAUGCUGCACUGCUGCGCCGAGCUGGACCUCCUGAGACACAGGUUAAUAAAAGCGUUCACUACCGAAACCGACCCACGAAAAAUAUUAGAAGUUCUUAGGAGAAUCAACGUAAGGCUUCAAGCUACGUACAGGUUUAUAGCUAUCAUACAGAAAAUUUUCAUGAUUCUGUAUGAAAUUUUGAUGAAAAUCACGGUAUUGAUGGUUUCUUUCUCUGCGUUCCAGGUAGUAAAGGCUCUCAGUAAAAAGGAGACCCCCUUGGAGUUUACAUUCUUUUUCUUUGCAACGGGAUCACAAUUUCUUUUGCCCAGUUAUUAUAGCGAUCUUCUCAUGGACACAGGCGAGGAAUUUCGGAUGUCUAUAUACACUUGCGGGUGGGAGAUGAACCCGGACAUCAAAAUUCGCAAGACAAUUCAGUUCAUGCUCACGAGAACGAUUCGGCCCAUCGUCUUGAAGACCCUUUUCGUGCCUGUAUGUCUGGAUACAUUCGCUGAAGUUUGUCGACAAUGCUACACUAUUUAUAAUAUUCUAAUGGCUGUCGAAUAA